Molecule: messenger RNA, 519 nt
Organism: Sphaeroforma arctica JP610
Lineage: Eukaryota; Ichthyosporea; Ichthyophonida
Exons: 1
Coding region: 1-519 (172 amino acids)
Source: RefSeq, a predicted model, not a curated record
AUGGUACACAAACACAGGUCCCAGAUAUCCCUGGAGUGGUGGAUCGAGUCGCUAUUUCUACUGCAAUUCACUGGUCACACGUCACUGUACGAACAGCUGCGUGACGUUAAACAAUGUCUCUACCCAGACAAUGGUGUAGCGUUUACACCGACUACCGCUCGAAAGUGGUACACGAACUCCGAUAUGCUUGCAAAUCCAAAAAUAGGCGGGUUCCGUCUCGGGGGUGGUUCAGCACCGGCAUCCGUACGACGCGGAAUUCUGCAGUCCCGAUUUUUGAAGAAACCCGUCGUACUCGGCACAAUGGUUGGUCGCCACACCCUUUACCAAAGGCUGAAACCGACAAGUGUGUCCGGUCUAGCCCCCACUUGUACCGUUACCAGUAGAAGGGUCUACCCGUUACCGGAGUCUCUGUGUGCUCGGAAAGAGAUCCAAGAGGCUAAACGAUGUGACGACCGAGCACGCCAGAUGCUACAGUUUUCGAAAUCAAUUACAGUGAUCGAUGUGACCUCUGACAAUUGA